Molecule: messenger RNA, 6888 nt
Organism: Perognathus longimembris pacificus (Pacific pocket mouse)
Lineage: Eukaryota; Metazoa; Chordata; Mammalia; Rodentia; Heteromyidae
Gene: Tdrd15
Product: tudor domain containing 15
Exons: 5
Coding region: 1-6888 (2295 amino acids)
Source: RefSeq, a predicted model, not a curated record
AUGGAUUCCACAUCUUUCUUACCAACAUUUUUCGAUGUGGACUUGACAGUAUCACAUAUUGAAUGUCUUCAUAAGGAUAUUCUGGUGAAAUUUCAAGGCAGCUAUAACAGUGAAUGUCAGUUUGACUACCACAUAUUGCAGAAGGAAAUACAGCAUAUUUCAAAACUGAAAAAUAAUGUGGACAUUGAUGAAUUUUGCUUGGUGGAAGAAAGAGUAACUGGAGAAUGGUAUAGAGGAAGAGUCAUGGAAAAGAAAAAUGAACUCUAUACAGUACUCCUGAUAGAUCGUGGUGAAAAGCUGAGAGUUGAUAGUACUCAUGUUGCUUCAGCCUGUGAAAAUUUAUUUGAGCUCCCACCACGGGUUGUAUGUGGUUAUUUUGCCAACAUCCUUCCAGUUGGGGACAAAUGGUCUCCUAAGGCUUUAAAUUAUUUCAAAUCAUUAGUAGGAGUGCAACUGAAAGGUUAUGUACAAGCUAUUUUGCCUCUGCAAAUGCUGCUCCUUGAAGUGCCAAAAGUUAUAUCUGGGGCCCUUGAACUUCAGUUAGGAAGAUUUAUUGAUGGAGAUUCAUUUCAUCUUAUUGUAGAAAUGUUAAAAGAAUUCCAUAAACAAAUGCCAGACUUACUACAGCAUAAAGGAUCUGUAUUGUCACUAAGUAAUAACAGUUCUUCACUUGACGUUCAGCAUGUUCUGGAUAACUUACAGCCAUCUUUGUCAGUAGGAAGUUUUGAAAAUAUCAAGGUAUCAUCUGCACUGAGUCCAGGUAAAUUUUACUGUCAGUUAAUUAAAUGGAUCCCAGAGCUAGAAAAUUUGACAGUGUGUAUGAAUUUGCAUUAUAAUAUCACCAGUGAAGACACCAAUCUCACUUGUGAUAAUUUUGGACUACUCUGUGCUGCUAAAAGGAGAAAUGGACAGUGGUAUAGAGGAAUCCUUCAGGAACUCCUGCCCAAUAAUCACAUAAAAAUUUGGUUUAUGGAUUAUGGGAGUACUGAGGCUGUACCCUCUGUUCAUGUAAAGAAACUGAAACAGGAUUUUAUUUUAUUACCACUGUUUUCAUUUCCGUGCUCUCUAACAUAUUUACGUAGUCCAGACAGAGAUGCUAGAAAACUUCAACUGAGUGUGUUCAAGCAAGCCUUAUUAGGACAAAUUGUAUAUGCACACAUCGAUUCUUUCAGUAAGGAUGAGCAUUUGUAUUAUGUGACAUUACAAACUCAGGAAUCUGCAAUUAAUUCCAAAGGUCUGCUGAAGACUGUAGGUGUACAAGCGAGUUGUUCAGCGUCUGAUUCAGAAAUCUCCAACAUCUUGAAUGAGACAAGUGUUUCUGUUGUAAACAGCUUUGCAGUUGAUGGUGUUAUUGGAAAUGAUGAACAGCUGAUAGAUUGUCUAGAUAAAAAAGACAUUUUAAGAUCAGGCUUUCCUAUUAAAACUGUUGAAAUUGAGAUAGAAGCAGCUUACAUUGCGUUCGUAGUGUAUGUCCUAAACCCAUCAAAUUUCUGGGUACGCCUUAAUGACCAUCAGAAUGAUUUUCAAGCUAUAAUGAAAAACAUAAACAAGCAUUAUGAUCUGUGUGAAAAUGAUGAAUUGAUUCUAAGAAAUCCUGAACCUGGAUUAUUCUGUUGUGCCCGAUAUAGCAAGGACAGAUGUUUUUACAGAGCUGUCAUCACUGAAGUUAAUGGUCUUAAGAUUACUGUUUAUUUUUUGGAUUAUGGAAAUACUGAUUCCAUCCCAUUUUUUGAUGUAAAGAUUUUGCUUCCUGAGUUUUGCAAGCUUCCUGCCUUAGCUGUUUGCUGUUCACAUGCACAUCUAUUUCCUGUGGAAGAUUUAUGGGUAAAGGCAGCAAUUGAUUAUUUUAAAAGAAUUGUUUUGAACAAAGCAAUUUUGCUCCAGGUUAUAGCAAAGAAAGAUGACAAGUACAUGGUGAAUAUUCAGAGUCUUGAAGCCUCAGAAAAUAUUGAUGUCAUCUCUCUUAUGUUACAAGCUGGAUAUGCAGAAUACUGGGAAAUAGAACCACAGUGUUUCCUAAAGUCUGUAAGCAAAUGUUCUGUGUUACAUUUACAUUCUAAAAACAAAGUUAACAUUGCAAAAGUCCUGUCUUCCCUUCUUGAAAGACCUAAACCUAAAAACUACCAGUCCAAGAAGCUGGAAGAAAAUCUCUCAUCUUUGCACAAAUUCCCAAGUUUAAAAAAUCCUUUUCUCCUGACCCCUCCUGCCUUAUCACAGCCUUAUAAAGAAUGUAUGUUUAAGCCAGGAACAGUUCUUGAGGUCAGAUGUUCUUAUUAUUAUGGCCCAGUUGACUUUUCAUGCCAGCUUCAAUGUAAGUUAGAAGAACUAAAAUUUCUAAUGGACAAAAUUCAAGCUUAUUAUAGCACCCAUUCUGACCCUUAUGAGACCGGGCAGGUUGCUUGUGUUGCUAAAUAUUCCAAGGAUGGGAAGUGGUAUAGAGCUGCUGUUUUGAAUCAAGUAUCAAAAAAAGAAGUUGACAUAUUAUUUGUUGACUAUGGUUACCAAGGAAGAGUUUUAAUUAAAGAUCUCUGUGCCAUUAAUCCACAUUUUCUUUAUUUGGAAGCCCAAGCCUUCAGGUGUUGUCUUAACCAUUCAGUUGAGCCCAGGAGCUGUAAAUUAUUUGACUGGACAAGAGAAGCAUCCAGAGACUUUGGAAAUUUUAUUUCUUUAUCUAGAGGGUUAUUGACUUGUAUCAUAUAUGCCUUAGUUCUUAUACAUCCUAACUGUUUAUGUAACUUGGUGGAUUUAUGGUCAUCAUUUGCUAGUGCAAGAAAAUUUAAAAUUAAUUGUGGCUCCACACCAUAUAGCAUGCUAUCAAAGCCUCUCCCCUUAUCAUUUAGUUUUUAUAGCUACUAUUAUUCUUCCUUUAAUAUAAAAGUUGGAAGCGAAGAAGAGGUCUAUAUAUCUCACAUAUAUAGUCCCCAAAAUUUUUAUUGCCAGCUUAGUAGAAAUAAUAAAGACCUAGAGAUGCUAGAGAAAAAAAUAGCAGAGUUGAUUAGCCUCAAAAAUUGCCCAAAGUAUGAUUCUACUAAAAUGAGAUUGUGCAUCUCAAAAUAUGUAGGAGAUGGUCUCUCAUAUAGAGCUUUAGCAAAGCCAACAGAUUCAUCAUCUGACCUUCUUGUGUAUUUUGUGGACUUUGGAAAUAACCAGUUAGUAGAAAAAAACAUGUUGAGGGCCAUUUCUAAUCAGUUUCCAGAGUUACUGUUCACACCCAUGCAAGCUAUUCAAUGUUUUUUGUCAGAUCUUAGAGAUACAGAUAUCCCGGCAGAAAUCAAUAGCUGGUUUGAAGAUAAUUUUGUGGGGAAACGACUAAAGGCUGUAAUAUUAUCCAAGGAACCAGAUGGCCAGUUAGGUGUAGAAUUAUAUGAUGAGUAUCAACAUAUAAAUCAUACAAUUAAAAUGUUACUUAAUGCUUAUGGAAAAAAGCAUUCUGACCAAGCACAGUGUGUGAAAGAGAGCAGUAAGUUAAGUGAGAAUAAGAGACUUGCCACUGCUUUGAAUGGCAAAAUAGUAAAUACUUAUCACCAUGAUGUGAUAAAUAAAUCCAGUCCACUAACAUGUCCCAAAAAUAAAAUGGAUCAGUUAAUGUAUCCUAAAGGUAUACAUGCCAGCCUUGGGAAGCCACUCGUGUCUUAUACAAUUGAAACUACAACAGAAAACCAAGUGAAGACGUCAUUUAGUGAUAGGCCUAAAAAUAAAGGCGUAAAACCCAUCCUUGGCUCAGCCCACGUUGCUGAUGAAAGUGAUGUGGAUCUGAAGUCAGGAAAGGUUGUAUCACUGUCAUUUAACAGAGACUUAAAUCCAGCAGCCUCCAAAAGCCCAUGCAAGUUUAUGAGACCACAGAUCAAAGACCUUCCUCAGCUCCAUGUUCCCUUGAAUGCCCAGGUUAAAGGGUAUCUAUCAAAUAUCAGUCAUCCUGCAAGUUUCCAUAUUCAGCUUACUGAGAACGAAAAUGUCAUCACCAGACUUGAAGAUGCUCUAAAUGAAAGAAGAGCAGAUCGAGUGAAGGAGCCAGGCCUGGCUGAACCUCAGGUGGGCGAUAUUGUAGCUGCAGAAUACUCUGGCGACAGUGCCAUUUACAGGGCAGUUAUUAAGAAAAUUUUGCCAAGGAAUUCUUUUGAAGUGGAAUUUUUUGACUAUGGCAAUACUGCAAUAGUAAAUAUAGCUAACAUUUAUGAAAUCAAGAGAGAAUUCCUAACUAUUCCUCAGCUAGGAAUCCAUUCUUUUCUUAGUGGAGUGAAGUGGCAUGAGCCUGAGGAGAUUUGGGACAGCAAAACUGUGGAUUAUUUUGCUUCCAGAAUAAGGAACAGGAUUGUUUCUUGUGAAUUUUUGAAGAAGUAUGGUCACAAAUGGGAGGUAAAUAUAAUUUGUGACGGGAAAUGUGUCACUAGUGAACUACUGAAAUGGACAACUUGCUCGAAACUACAGAAGAUGGUAUCACAGGCCCCUCUCAUUCACUCUCAGAAGGUUAGCUCAACUGAUGAUAAUGCUGCGAAGGCCCAAUCAAACCAUUAUGAAAGUUCUCUGCUCCUUCAGCCAUCUGGGCAACAGCUGGUUAAAAUUCCUUCUGAAAUGUUCAAGCCUUGCCAACUUGAAAAAGCUGAAGUACUUUAUGUUUCCAAGAGUGGCAGAUUUUAUGUGAAGUUAUCCAAAAAUAAUAAAAUUUUAUCCUACUUAACAGGGUUAAUUACCAAAGAAGAAAAACGACCCUCUUUCUUAUCAAGGGAGAACAUUGAAAAAGGCUUGGAAUGUUUGGCGCAGUCUAACAAAACUUACAAAUGGUACCGGUCCAAAGUAGAAAAGAAGUGUGUUGAUGAGAAAGUGCUUGUUUUCUUAGUAGAUCAUGGUAGGUAUGAAAUAGUGUCUUCAAGCAAUACCAAGUUACUUAGCAAUGAAAUCAGAAAUAUUCCAAGACAAGCUGUGCCUUGUAAAUGGAUUUGGUUAGAAAAUUCCAGAAAGAUGCCAUUUCCAUUCACUCGGUGCUUAUUUGCUCACUUGGAAGUGAGCAUCCUUUUCCUGAAAUAUUUAGACCCUGCUUGGGAAGUUGAAAUUUUGGUAGAUGGCAUGUUACUUAUGGAGUAUUUAAGUCUGAAUAUAGUUCAAGUUGGAAAAAGCAAAAUUCAGUCCACAGGAAGUAUGUUCAAAGUGCAGACUCUCUUGUCACCAUGUGUACGGAGGUCGUUUCCUCAAGCACCACUCCGAGAGGGUAGGCGGUACUCUGGGAUCGCCACUGCUGUUUGUGAUCCUUGGGACUUCAGUGUUCAGUUAGAAGAUUCUUUCGAUGCAAUGAAACAUGUCUUCAUGUUGCUUUCAGAUCUUCCAGACACCUUGCAAACACUGCCCAAAGAGCUGGUAAUUCCUGGUUCUAGUUGUUUGUUCAAAUAUGAAUCAGAAGAUCAAUGGAACAGAGUAGAAAUCUCUGGAGUCUCUGAUAAGUGUUUGCUUCUUGUGUUGAUCGACUAUGGAUUUUCUAUUUAUAUACCUUAUUCAGACAUAAAUAAUCUUAAGGCUGCCCCAGAGGAGCUUUUGAAUUUGCCACGGCUAAGUUAUCCGUGCUGCUUGGAUGGCGUUGUACCUGCCACAGGAGAACACUGGAAUGAAGAAGUCACAAGUUUUCUUCAGGAGUUUCUAAGCAAACAAGGCCUGGUUUUUGAGCUUAGGGAGUGUGGCUCUGAAACAAAGCUGAAAGUAGACGUCCUUCAUGACAAAAGUAGUUUGGCAGAUAUAUUAGUUGCAGCAAGUCUUGCAACAUAUUCUAAGGAUUCAGCUCAUCUUGGAGCUCCAAUUACUGAAUCUACUAAGAUCCAACAUAAAUUUCAGAGUAAACCUAUUUGCCCAUUGUUGGAUCAAAUUUGUGAUAGAGAAGAUACAAAUUGUAGCAGUAAGACUCAAAAGUUGAAAAAGAUACCUAUUAAGAGGAAAGAUGUCUUUAAGAGCCUCUUAAGUAGAAGGCAUACUAGCAAAAAGUCGCAUUCUAGAAAUUUAACAUGGGGAAAUAAAGUUGAUAGUAGGAAACAUAAUGGCCAAGGACUCAUUAUAUCUGAUACAUAUGAAGCAGCUUCAUUCUGGGAACUGCCUAAUCACUUGAAGAAUAACAUCCAUCAUUUUGAAAACCAUUUUGAAAAAGCACUCACUGAAGGAAUACAGAAAAAUAACACAAUGGACUUAAAAACUGGAAUAAAAGCAUUGGAUGUAAGUGAAGAUACUCUGUCAAGAAACUUAAAAGUUAUUGAAUCUCCAGGACCUCCUGUCAAGCAGAAUGUACAAAACUGGAAACGUUCUUCCCUGGUGGAGCUGGAGGUGAGGACAGCGACCUCACGGUGUGCUGUAGGUGAUACUGGGCAGAACGUGAAAUGCCAGAAUGAGCUCCAGGCGCAGGCACCUCGUCUGCGCAGGCUUCCUGGAGCUGCAGAGGAACAGAGCUCCUCAAACUCAGUCCCAUCAGAUUACCACUUUAUAGCAAUGCUCCUACAGAAAGGAUUAAAGGACACCAAAAGCCUCACAGAGGAGAGGAGAUUUCAAAUGGGCCUUGAUGAGCAGGGAGGCCAAGGGCAUCGGGGUGACCUUCUUAAGAGAGAGCAAGCAGGGCAGCCAUCUUUUCUCUUCUCUAAACAUGAGAGCAAAGACACAUCUCUGAAAGGGGGCCUCAGCAGGUUAGAAGAAUGUGGAAUCCAGUGGAGUGAGGGGCUGGAUGUAGAUGGGCUCGUAAAUUCCUCCUUUCAUCUCUAUCUGCUGGAAGUGAUUGUAUCCUGCCAACAGGCUCCUCUGCUCAGACUCCUCAUCCAGGAGCUUAGUGGAAGCAGAAUGGCUUCUGAUGCCCCACCUUGGCCUCCCUUGGGGGACCCAAUCCAGCCUUAUCCUCUCCAAGAUCCCCUACGAGAUGCCUGA